This is a messenger RNA of Cololabis saira (Pacific saury), 1516 nucleotides long. RefSeq names its product zinc finger protein 664-like. Bases 2 to 1207 code for a protein of 401 amino acids. The record is from RefSeq and is a predicted model, not a curated record. The transcript is spliced from 2 exons. Lineage: Eukaryota; Metazoa; Chordata; Actinopteri; Beloniformes; Belonidae. Gene Ontology annotation, cellular component: nucleus.
AAUGUCUAAGGUGAAUCAUCUGAGAGAGUUUAUCGGUCAGCGACUAACAGCAGCUGCUGUAGAAAUAUUGUCAGUGUUUGAAAAAAGCAUCUUGGAGUAUGAAGAAGAGCUCGACCGUCAGCGCAGACUGUUGGACCUCGCCAGGAAACCUGAAAUCAGACUCCACAGAGUCGAACUCCCACCAGAAAAUGUUUGUAAGGUGGAGGAGGACGGGGUUUCCAGUGACCAGCACCUGGAUAACCUGGAGAGGAGCUGCAGCCCGGACCAGGAGGAACCAGGGCAUCCACAGACUACAGAACUGGAGGAAGACUCCAGCGGUCAGGAGAUGAAGCACGAGGACGUAGAGGUGGAUGUCUCAUUGGUCAAUGGCGCUGAUGUGAAAGUUGAAAAUGGUGAACCAGGACCAAACUGUGUCCAGCUGCUGUUGCACACUUCUCCUGAAGCUCAAAACAAAGAUGAGGAAGGGACUGAAAGUUUACGCUCAGACUCCAGUAAAACUGCAGAUCCAGAGCCAAUGAGACGACACGGUGACCACGAAGAUGCUGCUGUCCCGUCAGACAGCAACUGUAAAUCAAAGCUGACCAUGACCCACACGGGGAAGAAGGUAUUUACUUGCAGCACUUGCAAGAAAGAGUUCAGUAGAAGUUGUAAUUUAAUGGAUCACAUGAAGAUCCACACUGGCAAAAGGCCCUAUCUGUGUGACACCUGCAACAAAACCUUUACUAGAUCAUCACAUCUUAAAAGCCACAUAUACACGCACACGGGCGAGAAGCCCUACAUCUGCAAAACAUGUGGAAAAAGUUACAGGCUACGUUCCACCUUGGUGGUUCACUUGAGGAUCCACACCGGCGAAAAGCCGUACCUGUGCAACACCUGCAGCAAAAGCUUUACAAAAUUAUCGAAUCUUAAACGCCACAUAAUCAGGCACACGGACGAGAAGCCCUACAUCUGCAAAACAUGUGGAAAAAGUUACAAAGAACAUUCCAGCCUGCUGGUUCACUCAAGGAUCCACACCGGCGAAAGGCCGUACCUUUGCAACACCUGCGGAAAAACCUUUACUACAUUAUCAGCUCUUAAACGGCACAUAACCACGCACACAGGCGAGAAGCGGUAUUUGUGCAAGACGUGCAACAAAGGUUUUAGCCGCAGAUUUGAUUUGCUGAGUCACAUGAAAAAUCACCCGGAGGAGAAGUCUGGUGACUCGUGACAAAUGAAGCUCAUGUUGUCGUCCUCCGGGGGCAGCUGUCCACUCCUGUCUGACCCACAGAAGAAGAACCCGAAGAAGUCCAACCACCAUCUCCUGUGGCUGAUGAGCCUAAUCCCCUCCCCACAAGGGUUGCAGGUUCAACCCGGAUUUAUGCUUCUCCGUCAACUUAACGCAGAGGGAACGAUGUGGUUGUGUACUUUUUUUUUAAGUUCUGCAUUGAGUUUGUUUGAAUCUCUGUUCCUUCUUAAAAUCGUAUUACUUGUUGCUGUUGGUAACUUGCUGUCUCCACAGUGCAAAUAAAGAGCUGUU